Molecule: messenger RNA, 606 nt
Organism: Colletotrichum siamense
Lineage: Eukaryota; Fungi; Ascomycota; Sordariomycetes; Glomerellales; Glomerellaceae
Exons: 3
Coding region: 1-606 (201 amino acids)
Source: RefSeq, a predicted model, not a curated record
AUGCAGCCCGUCGCAUCCGUUCUUCUGUCCCUCGCCGCCCUCGCGGCCGCUGCUCCCUCCUCGGAGCGUCGCGCCGUCGCGGCUGACAACUCCAGUCCUUUCCAGGUUUACGCCUAUGGCACCGGAAUUGGAGGACUUGCCAUGUUCUCCUCUGGAGGCGAUGCUUACUUCGGCGACCACACCAAGUUGAACGACACCCAGGCCGCCCCUGUCAUCUUCACCCCCAAUGACAACAACACCUGGACCGGCGCUCCCAACACCACCGCCAUUGGCAACAGCACCACCCCUCCCACCUGGUCCAACCUGCCCUUCUCCAUCCCCAGCGAGACCUCUGGCUCCCACGACGUCGGUUUCUCCAACUCCAGCUCCACUGACCGCCAGACCUCCGGUUUCACCUUCUACGGCUCCUUCAUCUUCGUCGACAGCACCUCCGGUGGCGGCAUGGAGUCCCUGUGGUAUGCUACGCCCAGCAGCGUCGACGGCAUCUACAACCUCAAGUGGAACCAGACCGGCGACGACUCCGCCAACAAGAUCACCCUCACCCUCAAGAAGACCCCUCCCUCCAACGCCCAGAUCACCACCGCCGAGGCUGAGACUUCCGCCUAA